Molecule: messenger RNA, 6040 nt
Organism: Doryrhamphus excisus (bluestripe pipefish)
Lineage: Eukaryota; Metazoa; Chordata; Actinopteri; Syngnathiformes; Syngnathidae
Gene: mosmoa
Product: modulator of smoothened a
Biological process (GO): negative regulation of smoothened signaling pathway
Cellular component (GO): Golgi apparatus; ciliary membrane
Source: RefSeq, a predicted model, not a curated record
GUGAAGCCCCCUCCAGGACGAGAAAACAACGGCCAGUGUGUGCGUUAGCCUGCGUGGGGAUCAAGUGGGUGUUCAUGUUCGUCUGAUGCCAUUAGGCAGAACGGGAGGCUCGGCUAACGGUGGACGUGUGGAUGUGCAGCCAGAUAACAACGGUACCAUUUUAACGGACACUUUGGGACCUUUAACGUCGCUUUUUUUUUCUUUGCCCCCCUCCCCAGUCCGAGAGAAGAACAGGGUGGGAGGCUGGGAGGCUAAACAAAACGCAGGGAGUACCAGAUGCUGUUCCAGCGGAGCACAAGACGGUGAUGGGCUAACAUCGGACUUUGGCAUAAAAACAAACAAACAAAAAAAACACGGAUACUCUCCAUCGCUUGGCUUCUUCUACUCCUGGAUUGUGUGUGUGAAAUGCUAACCCAGUCGUGGUCUCGGCCGUCGAGCAGCCUACGGGCCGCAGCUCGGCUCACCGAUCCCGAAUCUGGGAAGUAGCUAGCCGCCUGCUAGCCACAACUGCCGUGCCCGAUGCUGCCGCCGCUGCUAAACGCACCCAGAGGACAACAAAAGAGGUCGCCGUGAGAGCUUAUUCUUUGACCUUCCGGGUAUGCCGUUUGAGAUGUGAUGCUUCGGUGUGUGGCGUCUUUGUAGCUGCAAGCUCUGUGGAGCUAACAACAUUGUUGCAAAAAAUGCACAGUGGAAGCACAACACGGGGCUCCCGCUGAGAGCAAGGGGGGGCGAGGUUAGACUGACAACAGCCAGCCCACUGUCCCCCUCAUCGCGGGGGUCAGAUUUGAGUUCCCUCCUCAUCUCACCCUACGUCCUCCGUAACCUCAUUGGAUGAAGAAGAUAUGGAUAAACUGACCAUCAUUUCAGGGUGCCUCUUUCUGGCAGCUGAUAUCUUUGCAAUAGCCAGCAUUGCAAACCCAGACUGGAUCAACACGGGAGAAUCGGCAGGUGCUCUUACAGUUGGUCUAGUCCGCCAAUGUCAGACCAUCCACGGACGAGACCGAACCUGCAUCCCUCCACGGCUGCCUCCUGAGUGGGUCACCACGCUUUUCUUCAUCAUCAUGGGCAUCAUCUCCCUCACCGUCACCUGUGGACUCCUCGUGGCAUCGCACUGGCGCCGAGAGGCCACCAAAUACGCCCGCUGGAUUGCCUUUACCGGCAUGAUCCUGUUCUGCAUGGCGGCGCUCAUCUUCCCCAUAGGCUUCUACAUAAACGAGGUGGGAGGCCAACCGUACAAGCUGCCCAACAACACGGUGGUGGGCUCCUCCUAUGUGCUCUUCGUCCUCUCCAUCUUCUUCACGAUAGUGGGACUGCUGUUUGCAGGCAAGGUUUGCCUCCCGGGCUGAGGUUCUUCACGGGUGCCCGCCUCUGGACAAAAGACCAAUGAGGCUCUGAAAAAAAAGGGAUUUUUACAGAACUCAUAACGACCGGGAUGACAAAUUUUGGCCGAGUUUCUGGGACCUAAUGACGUAUUGAACUGCUAAGGUGACAAUACAUCACAACACAAAGAAGUGGGCAUAAGAGGGGCGAGGAAGAGUCUCGGAUUGGGGGGCGGGGGGCAGCUGUCCCAGCAACCUGUCCCACUGACUUCUCUGUGGGUUCUCUGUGCCACUGUCAUGGCAACUGCAGGGAUAAUGCCGGCACACACAGUUCUUGAGGACCACUCGAGCCCUCAAAAUACCUGCUGACGCCCGCCCUGCCCCACCCUUGGCACACACAGUCACCGGCCGCCCUUGUUGCUAUUUUUGGGCCUCUUUGCUAUUUCAGUUGUGUGUUGUUUCAUUUCUGUUGUUGUACAUUUUUGUGUUCGCCUUUCCACAGAAGUAUUUUGAGUGUAAAUGAAUGAAAGCAGGGUCGGCGCUCGCCUGUCACAUCAUAUGACCCCAUAUGUGUGUGUGUGUGUGAGUGAGGUGGGGGAGGGGGAUGAGCAGCUUCGGAUGAGAGGAAGGUGCGUGGGUGGUGGCCAGCUGUGGAGGUGAGCACUCGGUCACACACACACACACACACACACACACACACACACACACACACAGAGGAGAAUGCCACUGAAUGCAACAGUCAGUCAUUUCAAAGGUCCCAUAUUAUACAAUUUUCUUAUAAUAUAAUUCAUUCAUUCAUUCAUUUUCUACCGCUUUUCCUCAUGAGGGUGGCGGGGGUGCUGGAGCCUAUCCCAGCUGUCUUCGGGCGUGAGGCGGGGUACACCCUGGACUGGUCGCCAGCCAAUCACAGGGCACAUAUAGACAAACAACCAUUCACACUCACAUUCAUACCUAUGGACAAUUUGGAGUCGCCAAUUAACCUAGCAUGUUUUUGGAAUGUGGGAGGAAACCGGAGUACCCGGAGAAAACCCACGCAUGCACGGGGAGAACAUGCAAACUCCACACAGAGGUGGCCGAGGGUGGAUUAUAAUAUAAUAUUCAUAUAAAAUAUAUUAUACAAUUUUCAUAAGCAAGCUGUUAAAACAUCAUUAAAAAGUCACAUUUGCAUCCGAGGGGACCUUUUUAAAUAUUAGAAUGUCGAGUUAGAAUUUUUGACAUCCUCUUCUAUUUGUAGUACUCUGUUUCUGCAAAGUGCAGCUACAAGGACGAUGGAUGUUAGAACAUUUGGAAGGAACUUGCGUUGCUAAAUAUAGCGCAGAGUAUUGACUCCUUUCGACAAAAAAGCUGCAGUUGCAUAAGGGAAGAAAAUGUCAUAUGUGAGUGUUGACAAUCGGUGGUAUUCUCCUUGAAGGUCGAGAAAGAGAGAGAGGAAGCAAACGAGCAGUUGAGUGUCUUUCUGUUGAUACGACAAUGAAGGCACGGGGACUGCAGGUCAGGUCCAUUCAUGGGGCUGUGCCUCAAGUGUGCUGCUGUUGAGCUUUGUAGAGGUAACACACACACACACACACAUACACACUUGCACAUGCUACACAAAUAGAUGUUUUGUCUAGUAAGAGAAACCAUUGCAAUGCCCCUGCACAACUCAAAGGUAAGAACAUGGCGUACUAAAUCAUUUUGACCAUAUAGUGUUACUGUACACACUCAAAAGCGCGAGAAACCUACUGAUUUUGUGUGUGUGUGUGUGUUUGGCAACCAUCAGAAAGCUCAAUAGCUAAAGUCUUAAAAGAGUCGUCGUUUUGCUUUUGUUCCCCCCCUCAGCAGCGCCCGCUCUUUCUCUGUUGGUUGAGUAUUUGUGCCAUGACCUGUUUUUGUUUGAUAAUGUACAGACACACAGGCAGGAUUUUCUGUAUUAGGAAGCACUGUCCAUUCUACAGUAUAGCUAACAGGAAUAGUUGCACCACACGUGUUUAAAAAAAAAAAAACACACACAAAAAAAAAGAGAGAAACUUCUUACCUCAUUGUUUGUAUUAAUUUUAAAUGGUGGCAACAGGUGCCCACUCUUAAUUUGUCUCUUGCCUUGAUCGGAUGUCUACACAUAAAAGCCUAUGACCAUAGGAAAUUAUUUAUCACUGAAUAAAAAGAAGAAACUGGCUGUGUGUGACUGACAGACUUUGUGAGUCAUUCUUCUCACUCGCUUUUAUCUGAUACCGCUGAUUUCAUGCUUUUGCUGUUUCAAGAUUACAGUGGAAAGUAUACUGUCGAAAACCCCUGGGGUGGUUUGAAUUUGAAUACGGUUCUUAAAGGGAUAGUGAUGAUUUUUUUUUUUUGACAUGAAGUUGUAUAACAUCCCCAUUAACAGUGAAUUAACAUGCACUUGCUGCUGUGAGCCCAGUUUUAUUUGGAUUUUGGUAAUACAUUUGCAUCUUGGGCCCAUUGUUGUGUGUGUGAGAUGCAUCUGCUGCGACAUUACAGCCAUCUUGUUAUGUACAUAUGUGUUCAAAACCGGAUGACAAUGCAAGCGUUGCAGCCAUUUUCAUCACAUACCCAGCAAUAUAUGUGAUGUGCAUUAAUAGGACGUCAGAGAAAGUAAAGCCGAGAAAUUUGAGGAGGCCUGUUUGUCAUGAAUAAUGCAUAUUCAUACAUAUAUGCAUAUUGUUCCAAACUCUUUACGUACUUAAGUAACCCCAAUAAAUAAUGCCAAUUACGUUUCUCAUCACCGAAAUCCCACUAGAAAUGGGCUCACAGGACCAAGUCACGAUUGAUGGACUACUGCAAGUGGGAAUAUAAUUCAUAACUUCAUGUCAAAUAUCCAACCUCUAUGGUGACGUUUUCUGUCAAUUUGACCUGCUGUUAUUCGAGGUAAACAGGUAAACUUAUUUUGACACACCUCUCCCCGUUCUAAUUCCAUCUGACCAAGUUCGGCAUCGGCGUAUUCCUGUUCAUAUACUCUAGGCAUCCCUUUGGCUAUGUGCUAAAAGGAAUGUCAACAUCACUUGUUUCAUAAUCAGACAUGUUUACUUUCACUAUCCCAGGAGUUAAGCAGGUGAUGGAAAUGUGCAAUUGACAGCUGGCGGCAGGGCGCAGUGAUACCAAAAGAGAGAAAAUAACGGCGAGCGAUGGUGGUGAGGUCUGACUUUUUCGUGGACAACGGUUUUGUGAUGCGAAUGUAUUACUCUUUUGAACGCAUAUUGUUUUGAGAAGCAAAACUCGUAAGUAACCCCACCAAAUAGCCAGGAAUGAUGUUGCAAAAGUCUGAUCAUCUCCUGGUGAGCUUGGGUAAAAAAUCCUCCAUCUUGGCAGUCAAAUUCAUUCAGUAGAGCAUAGAAGUACUUUAAGUGUACUUAAAGUACUUCCAGCUCACUCACGUCUGACCUCUUCAGGAUGCACUGGUUCUGCAAUUGCCUCGUAUGAUAUUUCAUAUAUCAUACGAGGCUGGUCGCCAGCCAAUCACAGGGCACAUAUAGACAAACAACCAUUCACACUCACAUUCAUACCUAUGAACAAUUUGGAGUUGCUAAUUAACCUAGCAUGUUUUUGGAAUGUGGGAGGAAACCGGAGUACCUGGGAAAACCCAUGCAUUCACGGGGAGAACAUGGAAACGCCACACAGAGAUGGCCGAGGGUGGAAUCGAACUGGGGUCUCCUAGCUGUGAGGCCUGCACGCUAACUACUCGGUCUACCGUGCAGCCCGUAUGAUAUUUCAGUGUAUUUUAUUGUCCGAUUAGUAAGACUAACAAGAAUACGAAUAUUUUUUAUCAUGUUUCGAGACUUCCUCAGGUGAUCGGCCAAAAGUACUAAAAGGGUUCAAACAACUCCAAGCAUCUACGCUACAACACCACCUGGAACGGAUCAAAUUCAAUAUUUACAGCCCCAUUGCUAAUAGUGUAUAUUUGCUAUGAGCCAGCACUCCUGAUUCUGAAGGCCCUGGGCAGAUUACAUUGAGAUGGCAAAUACAUAGAAGAUGAAAUCUGAUUGGAUAGAACAAUAUAUACUGUAUAUAACAUACACAUGCACUACUGAAAGCAGUUCUACCAAGAAACAUGCUACUAAAUGACGAUAAAAACUAUUGUAAUAAAUGACUAAAUUAAUAUGACCAUUUAAGAUAUGAAUGUAAGUCAGUGUUUCUGAUCGUGGACCUGAACCUGACUGUGCAACGCUGCAUUCGGAAGUUCAGAAGUGACAUUAAUUGUAAUGAUGAUGUUUUAUUUGUUUUGAACAUGCUAAAAAGUUAUAAUAAGGGACAUUGCUUGUUUACACUUGCACUAUAUUUAAUAUUUUGAUCUUUUUGUAAUUGCUGCUGCAACGUCAUGCGUUUUGCUAUCAGUUUUAUCCCAGCUUGUAUUGUAUGUGACCACAGUAUCCUCCAGGAAUGCUUGACUGGUUCUUCUUGUCAGGCUCUUUCUGAUUGUCUGCCUGAUGCGACAGAUCAGCACUGACAGAUAGCAUAACAGCCCCUCUGCAUCCAGAUGGAGGCGAGAUGCGUUUCCGGCCAAAAAUAGACCAGCCAGGCCACUAAAAAUCGAAUAUACUUAGUCAACAGUAUUUCAGUAGAGAAAUCCCAAGUUUAAAUAUUAAUUGAUAGAUUUCUAACAUUUUUUUCUUUAUGAAAGUGCAACCACUUAAUAGCAGUAGCUCAGUAUAAUUACAAUGAUGUAAUUAUGACUGGGCUGUACGGCGGUUGAGUGGUUAGCGCGCAGACCUCACAGCUAGGAGACCUGAGUU